AUUAAAUAUAAAUUAUAACACCUAUGUGUAAACAAGCCACGAUCGGCAUCUUUCAGUCACACAGAAUUUUUAUAUAUUGUUACUCAAAUGAAGCUGGAUUACAUAAAAUUUAACUAGUUAUUUGAUUACACACAUGAUAAUAUGAUAAUGUUAAUAUUUUUCGAUCCAAACACCAACCAUUAAAUGAUGGACAUGUCAAUAGUUGUACUUUAAAGUUCAUUUCGUUAGUCGAUACAUCAAAAUGACUGAAGCAAACAUCAUCCAAAUACUCAGCGACAUAGCUAAAGUAGAUGAACUCACCGAAGCUUUUAAUGGCUAUGUUCAUAAAGACUCUCUUCAAAAUAAUGAACAAAUGGAUAAGCUGUUUCUAAAUCUUACUGCAGUUAUCACACGAUUACCGGAAGAACAACAGGGCACCGCAAUCAAAUUAGUGCUGAAAACAGCUUCUACACUGACAGUUGGUGUUCGCCAAAAAGUUUUUCUUAAUAUGCUACAGAAAAUGGUCCAAAACCAUGGAAUUUCUUCAAAGUUAAUGUGUGAAUGUAUAAUGCAUUCCGAGUAUCUUGUGUAUACGAAUUCCGGAUUUUGGAUAGAAUGUUUUCACAUAGUAAAAUCUAUAUUAGCCACAGUCGAUUAUAAAGGAGUCAGAGAAAUAAUGAAGAGUUGUCUUGAAAAAGUAAAUGCUAUGCCAAAAGUAUUACCGGCUUCGUUGUUGCCCCAAUUUCUCGUACUGGAAGAUGUAAUUCGGUAUAUGUUUGAUAGAGAAGCGUGUCUCCUUCCAGGUUAUUUUGUUAUAAACGAAAUUCUCAAGUUGUAUAAUGAUAAAAAAGGAUGGCCACAUUGGAAAUUAGGCUGUUUAGUAUCAAAUUUCAUAGAAAGUUUUAGAGGUGCGGCACAAAUGACAUCGAUAAUUGGUCAAUCUACGAUGUUGCCUGUUGUAGAACAUUCUGGUUAUAACGACGAAAUGAUCAUGCCAUGGAAAUUGGACUCAGAUACAUUAAAAUUAACGCUGAAAGGAAAUAUUCCAUACCCUAAACAACUUAUGCAGCCUCAAAUAAAACUUUUCAGAUACGUGCUCGAACAGCCUUAUUCUAGAGACACUGUUUGCUCAAUGCUUGGAUUACAAAAAGGGACCAAACAACGAUGUAGAGUUUUGGAAGAACAGUUGGUCGAGUUGAUUAUACGGUCAAUGGAGAGAAGCGAUAAAGAAAUAACAGAGGGCGCAGAUCCUGAUGAAAAUCAUUGGCUUUGGUUGCACAUAUCUAGCCAAUUGAUUUAUUUUAUACUGUUUCAGUUUUCUGUGUUCCCAAACAUUGUUAAUGCUCUUCACGAAAAAUUACUGAAAAAAGAUUUACACAGAUCGAGAGAUAGAUUGAUGUGGGUACUGUUACAAUACAUUUCGGGGAGUAUUCAACGGAGUUCUUUAGAAAAUAUAUUGCCAGUAUUGAAAUUAUACGAUCUCUUAUAUCCCGAAAAAGAACCCUUACCGGUUCCGGAUAUAACCAGUCCGCUGUGUACACAUCAAAUGGCCGUUACUUGUAUUUGGAUACAUUUGUUACGUAAAGCUCAUAUGGAUAGUAUCAAAUUUCAUAGACCAAUACCGCUUGCGUUAAAAGCACACCAUGAUUACUUACAACAACUUGUUCAGCCCGCUAACGGUGCCUUAUGCAUGGGCACUGAUUAUCGUGUAGUAUUAGUGUGUAACGCAUUCUCUACGAAUAAUGAAUAUUUAUCUCGACCAAUGGCUGCUCUUUGUGAAGCCGUAUUAGGUAAUACCGGCAGCCGAAACUUGUCUGGUGUUACGUCCAACCCUCAGCAACCGACUCAAUCUCCAGUAGUCACACCUACCGUUGGAGGCACUUCGCCAGUAGCUGCUGUACCCGGCUCCGGAGGAACUACGAGUCCAAUAAGUGGAAGUGCAUCGUCUUCUGGCACUAUGGGCCCUACCACACCGCUUAGUAUGGCUGUUUUAGAUUCCUUGACUAUUCACGCAAAGAUGAGUUUGAUACACAGCAUUGUAACUCAUGUGAUUAAGUUAGCACAAUCCAAAUCAAAUAUGGCACUGGCUCCGGCCUUAGUCGAAACGUAUAGCAGACUUUUGGUUUACACGGAAAUAGAAUCGUUGGGCAUCAAAGGAUUUAUAAGUCAAGUAUUACCCACGGUAUUCAAAUCUCACGCUUGGGGAAUUCUAUACACGCUAUUAGAAAUGUUUAGCUACAGAAUGCAUCAUAUUCAACCGCAUUACAGGGUCCAACUUCUUUCGCAUUUGCACAGUUUAGCGGCCGUUCCACAAACAAAUCAAACCCAACUACAUUUAUGCGUUGAAAGUACAGCAUUACGUCUAAUUACUAGCCUCGGAAGUAAUGAAGUGCAGCCGCCGCUUUCACGUUUCCUCAGCGAACCAAAAACUUUAGUAUCUGCCGAGUGUGAAGAACUCAACCGUGCUCUUGUUUUGACAUUAGCCAGAUCCAUGCACAUUACAGGGACAUCGGCAGGUCAAGAAGGUUCCUGGUGCAAAGAACUUCUCACAACAAUCAUGACAAAUACACCUCACAAUUGGGCACAACAUACGUUGCAGUGCUUCCCGCCAGCUCUCGCUGAUUUUUUUGUUCAUAACCCAGUUACUAAAGAAAACAAGCAGCAACUCAAAAAAGCCGUCGAAGAAGAAUAUCGUAAUUGGGCUUCAAUGACAAAUGAAAAUGACAUAAUAGCUCAUUUUUCCGUUCCUGGAGCUCAUCCGUUAUUUUUAUGUUUAUUGUGGAAAAUGAUUUUAGAAACAGACAGAAUCAAUCCUAUUGCUUACAAAAUUUUAGAAAGAAUUGGUGCGCGAGCACUAUCUGCACACCUUCGUAAAUUUUGUGAUUAUUUAGUAUUUAAGUUUGCAGUAUCUGAAGAAGGUCAACAUGUCAACAAAUGUGUCGAUGCUAUCAACAGUAUGAUUUGGAAAUAUAAUAUUGUUACGAUAGAUCGACUUGUUUUGUGCUUGGCACUUCGUACUCAAGAAGGAAGUGAAGCACAAGUUUGUUUCUUUAUUAUACAACUACUACUAUUCAAGGGUGCAGAAUUUAGAGCUCGCGUUCAAGAAUUUGUCAAAGAAAACUCUCCAGAACAUUGGAAGCAAUCUAAUUGGCAUGAAAAACAUUUAGCAUUCCAUAGGAAGUAUCCAGAAAAGUUUGCACCAGAAGGAAUUUUAGAACCGGCAUCUUAUCAACCUUUACCUGUGUACUUCGGUAAUGUGUGUCUUAGAUUUUUACCAGUAUUUGACAUUGUAAUUCAUAGAUACCUAGAGCUGCCGCCUGUAUCAAAAUCGUUAGAAACACUUUUAGACCAUUUGGGUUGCUUAUAUAAAUUUCACGAUCGUCCAGUCACGUAUUUGUAUAACACAUUGCAUUACUAUGAAUCAAAAUUGCGUGAAAGACCAUCUUUAAAACGCAGGCUAGUAUGCGCUAUACUUGGAUCCAUGUGUGAAACUCGUUGUUGUUGGACGUUAUCGGAAUCUUACCAAAGGUAUAUGCAACCAGCAACUUCAUCAACAAAUAAUACAAUAGGUGCCAGCACGGACAAUUCUGUAACACCACCUAAUCCCAUUUGGUUGCCUGAUCUCGAAUACUAUGUAAUGCUUGUCAAAAGAAUUACAGACACUAUGAACAGCAGUGUAAAAUUUCCAAACAUCGAUUGGAGAUUUAACGAGUUUCCCAAUCCUGCUGUUUACGCCCUUUAUAUGACUUGUGUAGAACUUAUGGCUCUUCCGUUGUCUCCAGAUACAGUGGCUAAUUCUUUAAUAGAUGUCAUUAUGAAGAGAUACACGGAAAUACCGUCAAAAGAAAUUCAUCAUUGGAUUAACAGUUUUGGUCUAAUCAUGUCGGCUCUACCCGAGCCAUUUUGGGUGACCUUGCAAGACCGUAUAUUGCAACUGUUACAAAGUCCGUGCCUAAGUUCAUGGAAGUAUAUUCAUACUCCUUUUCAACUAUUCAAUUUUGAUCUUACUCACAGCUGUAUGCUCGACAACCGAUUUUCAUACAUGUUGGCUUUAGCCCAUGCAACAUGGCAUCACGCUGGCGUUGGACAUAUCACUUCAUUUCAACAAUUUGUAAAAGAAAAGUUGGUACCUGCGGUUUAUAGUGAAGAACAAUUCAUAUUUUUAUGUCAUUUGUUUGCCCCAUUUCUGUCUCGAUACAAUCUGGAGAAACCAUAUCCAUCUAUACUAGAUAUUAUCGUUCAGCUAUUCAACGCCUUGGAAAGAGUGGAUAAAAAUGUCCAUACUCUACAUUACAUGGAUCCUAUUUGUGAUUUAUUGUAUCAUAUUAAAUACCAAUAUGUGGGCAAUUUGAUGAAGUCUGAGGUAGACGGUAUUGUCCGGCGAUUGCGUCUACCAUUACAAAAACGACUUCGAUUUAUAACGCAUUUAAGUUUAGCUGAAGUUGAAGCUUUAAAUAAAGCAGCCGAAAAAGAAUCCGCUGUAAUUACGAAUGGUUCCAACGGAGUUGUAUCUCAAAAUAUCAACACUACUAAUUCAACUUCUGGUCUACUUUAAUUAUUUAAUAAUUAUUGCGAAUACACAAUUAUUUCUUGUAAUUUAUUACAAAUAAACUUUAAUUUUUUCAUAAA
Molecule: messenger RNA, 4608 nt
Organism: Adelges cooleyi (spruce gall adelgid)
Lineage: Eukaryota; Metazoa; Arthropoda; Insecta; Hemiptera; Adelgidae
Gene: MED23
Product: mediator of RNA polymerase II transcription subunit 23
Exons: 20
Coding region: 242-4534 (1430 amino acids)
Biological process (GO): positive regulation of gene expression; regulation of transcription by RNA polymerase II
Cellular component (GO): transcription regulator complex; mediator complex
Source: RefSeq, a predicted model, not a curated record